AUGUCAUCCACACCUUCCACAUCAGAUACUUCUUCUGAGACAUCCACGUCUCCAGCAUCUAAUGCAAUAUGUAAAGUUUGUGGAUUAAUUGCUCAUGGAUUACAUUUCGGUGUACUUGCUUGUAGAGCAUGUGCCGCGUUUUUCAGAAGAACAGUAGUGAUGGAACGUCAGAAAAAAUACAAAUGCAGAGGUGGAGAAGACAGAUGUGCAGUUAGCAGUACAGAUAGAUAUCAAUGUAGAUUAUGUAGAUUUAAUAAAUGUGUGGAACUUGGAAUGACUCCUGAAAAUGUUCAAUUUAAUCGAGACUCAAUACCUACAAGUAGAAAACGGAAAGAUGAUGAACCUAUAGUCCCUGCUCAUGAACUGAAAUCACUAUCAUAUCCGGAGAGUUCCCUGAUGGGAAAACCGCGGACAAUAAUGGAUAUCUCUGCGUUGGCUGCAAAAAUAAAAGAGAUUUUAAACGAGAAAACGGGUGGAGUCGAUGCAGUGACGAAGAAGAUGAACACACUUGAAGUAGCAGAAUAUGGAUUGAAAAAAUGGAGGAAUCUGCAAAGAUCAGAAGAAAAAUUGGAGAAUUUGACGAAGCUUCCAGUCAGACAGAUGUUUGCAAUUUUCGAGAAACAAAUGGUUGUAGUGUCCGAGUGGUUGAUACAGCAGCCUCAUUUCAGAUUGUUGGGGGAGAUUGAGAGAUGGCUCUACUUCAAAGCAAUGUGGAAUAUGUGGAGAAGGUUUGAACGAUUUGAAAUGUCUGUGAAGAUGUUUGGAACUAGAACUGUUGAACAAAGGAAAUUCGCAAUUUCGAACGAGCAAAUGAUCACAGUUGGGUUUCAUAUUGACUUCGCAGAGAUCACAGAUAUACCGAAUGAAAGUGUUCAAGAAAUGUUCAAAAACUCGAUGCAAAAGUUUUUUGACCAAGUCGCGAAACCUCUUCUGGAAUUAAGACCAUCAUCAGUGGAAAUGGCGUACAUGUUGACGACAAUGAGUUGGCAAGUUGCUGGGAAACAAGUGCAAGGAAAAGUGGUUGAAAUAGGAGAGCAAGUCUGUGACGAGUUGGCGAACAACCUGCACAGCUAUUAUUUGAAAGAAGAAAUGAGGUCAAACUACGCGGGACGACUUGUUCGUCUGAUGUCAGUGGUGAAUGCAGUGAUAAAGAUUCAUCAGGAACGGAGGAAAACUAUGGAGUUGGCACGGAUAUUUGAGAUAUUCAAAGUGGAAUUCUCGGAACCCGAUAUAUUUGAUUGUUGA
Caenorhabditis remanei is the source of this 1245-nucleotide messenger RNA. RefSeq lists its product as uncharacterized. The record is from RefSeq and is a predicted model, not a curated record. Gene Ontology annotation, biological process: regulation of DNA-templated transcription. The coding region runs from base 1 to 1245 and encodes 414 amino acids. The transcript is spliced from 6 exons. Gene Ontology annotation, molecular function: DNA-binding transcription factor activity; sequence-specific DNA binding; zinc ion binding. NCBI's taxonomy places the organism in Eukaryota, Metazoa, Nematoda, Chromadorea, Rhabditida, Rhabditidae.